AUGAAUGCGGGAGUCCAGCAGGGCCUAUCCACACUUCUCCUUUGCUUCUCUGCAGGCAACUUCAAGGCUGGAGAUUUUGGGUGCAUCCUGAAGAAGCACUGCUCCAGUGAGCAGCAGUGCCUGGAGUGGCUGGCAUCUGAUGCCCUGCAGCCCUAUGUUCCUGCAUACUAUGGCCUGGUGGAGCAUGAUGGGAAGACCUACAUCCAGAUGGAGGACCUUUUGUCCAGCUUUGAUGCCCCUUCCAUCAUGGACUGCAAAAUAGGAGUCAGGACAUACCUUGAAGAGGAAUUGGAGAAGGCACGGGAGCAGCCCUGUCCACGCAGGGACAUGUAUGACAAGAUGGUGGCUGUGGACCCUACCGCCCCCACUCCGGAGGAGCAUGCCCAGCAUGCUGUCCUAAAGCCACGCUACAUGCAGUGGAGGGAGACACUCAGCUCCACCACCACCCUCGGGUUUCAGAUUGAAGGCAUCAAGAAAGCUGACGGCGCCUGCAGCACCGGCUUCAAGAAGACACGGCAGCCGGAGCAAGUGGUGCAGGCUGUCUGGGACUUCAUGGACCAUGACCGGUGCAUUCUGAUGAGCUACCUGGGACGCCUGAAGGACGUGAGACUGGCUCUGGAGCAGUCGGAGUUCUUCAAGGGACACGAGGUGGUGGGGAGCUCCCUGCUGUUUGUCCACAACCAUGCAGGGCUGGCGCGUGUCUGGAUGAUCGACUUUGGCAAGACAGUGCCCCUACCUGCAGAGCAGACACUGACCCACCGACUGCCCUGGGUGGAAGGGAACCACGAGGAUGGCUACCUGUGGGGACUGGACAAUCUUAUUGCCAUCCUGGAGAAGAUGCUGAAUGAAUGAACCAACCAUUUGGGCAGACUCUCCUUGGGCAGCUGGAGAUCAGAAUGGCACCACCCAGCCCGAUUCCUGUGCCUUGCCUUUAAUUUAUUCAUAGGGCACUGUGACUCAGAGGUGAGAUGAAGAAGAGACUCUGGUAGUGGCAUAAUUCCUGCCUGCAUUCCCACCUCUGCUGUGGGCACAGGAACUUUUGGAAAGAGACUUGGUUUGGCUCAGCCAGGGUUGUUGUAUCUAGAAGUUAUUUAUUGUGGGAGAAAGGAGUAGUCUGCCCCCCUACUUUGCUGUGGGUCUCUCGGUCUUCCCAGGCUGCUAUGCUGUGGAGAUAAAACACUUCCAGGGGCUUGUCUUGUAAACCUCUUCAUAUAAUUGGGCUUGUUCCUGGGUGUAGCUGGACGCAGCAGGGCUGCUCUUUUGACCUGGGGCUUUGGCUCGGAGGAGCAGAGCAACGAAAAAGGGUGGGGCUUAUUUAAUGCUAAUCAAAGUCCCCACCCACCUGAGCCCAAUUACAUGGGGUCAGGCUGUUUGGUUUGAUUGAGAGAAAGAUAAAGGGAACCUGUCUGCUCUCCUUCUCUCUUGCUUUUCCCCCCAAAUAAUUAUUUUUUAUAAUCACAGAAGCAGAAGAUGGUGAACCAGCCGCCCUACAAAAAAUUAAACAAUAGAGAAAGAAAUAAAGAAAAAUAGAAUGUCACCCUCAGUCCCCCAAACAUCUAUCCCAUUACAAACAGUAAAAGAAAGAAAAACAUGUUAGAGAUUUUAAAAAAGAAACAAAUAAAACUACACGACUCCCACAUGGCCUUAAUAAUUUAUACCAGCUUUCUAUUUUCAACUAAAAAAAUUCUGUCAUUUAUUUUGAUCUGAUUACAGAUAAGAAUCUGUAAUAAAAUAAAUGGCACAGAAAAUCCAUAAUCUGUUUUAUGCCAUUACCUCUGUAUCUAGAAUUCUGUUACUAUAUAUCCACGUGUAUGUAUUUUAUUUCUCUUCUAAAUAACCUCUGCUAUAUAUAUAUUGUAACUAAUUUCAAUAACUCCAUCAUAUUUUCUAAACCUCUAACUUUUCUAUCUUGAUAGGCUAUAUUUUAAAAGUCUUUUUUGUUCUUGCUGAUGAAUUUUCUUGCUUUUUGUACAUCAGAGAACUUCUGUUGAAGGUGAAAAACCUUCAGUACUCUCUCUUUCUUAUCUGGAUCCUUCCCCCACUCUGGGGGUUGUGAAGAUGACCAGAUGCUUGCAUCCCCCGCUUUAGGGGUCAGGCAUGAGCUCCUUUCUGACUCUUUCUAGAAAUGGCGGAUCCCCACGGAGCAACUGGGUUUGUGUGUGACCACUUUGACCUCAGCACCUUUUCAAAGCACCUCUUUGUGGUGUGAGUCUGUGGGGGGGCCUUAGUGAGAAGCAGUCUUCGGUGAUGGUGGGUAUUACGCUAACUCAACAUAAGACAAAAACAGAGCAACAACAAAUCCAGAGAGGUGGGGCUGGUAACUUGGAGCUUCUUGCUACAGUUGGGAAAAAAGUUAAUCCCCUUCCACCCCCUUUAAGAUCAGUUAGUCAGGUGGGUGAGCCUAACAGUCUCUUGUCACUUGAAGGUGUGGUUCAGCUUCUGUUUGGCUCUGCAUGGCUCUGUCAGAAUAGUUUGGAAACCCUGCCUUAGAUUUCCCAAGAAUGACUGUUUCUAAAACUGGAGGCUCUACUUUUGAGCUGAAGUCCAAGAUUUCAGAUUAUACAAGGUUCAAAUGUGUUUCCCAAUUUCCCUUCUUCCCUUCAACUGCAACAAAAAUAAUAAAAAUGCUCUUUCCUG
Messenger RNA from Sphaerodactylus townsendi, 2637 nucleotides. RefSeq names its product inositol-trisphosphate 3-kinase C-like. The coding region runs from base 1 to 852 and encodes 283 amino acids. The transcript has 5 exons. Gene Ontology annotation, cellular component: cytoplasm; nucleus. Gene Ontology annotation, molecular function: inositol-1,4,5-trisphosphate 3-kinase activity; inositol tetrakisphosphate kinase activity. Lineage: Eukaryota; Metazoa; Chordata; Lepidosauria; Squamata; Sphaerodactylidae. The record is from RefSeq and is a predicted model, not a curated record. Gene Ontology annotation, biological process: inositol phosphate biosynthetic process.